GCUUGGAGCCCCUUUGGGCCUGAACAGGAGCCUCUCCAAGACCCCCACGGCCUGGGGACACGUCCCCCCCUUCUGUUGUUCUGCAAGGCCACCGAGCUGGAACCAGGCAGGGACUCAGCGGCGGGAAGCUGUACCCGCCGCGGGGCGGUGAUCGCCGGAGCCGAGCGGAAGCGUCUCGCCCCGGCCACGAUCGCAAACGGAGGUGGGCAGCUCGGAGCACCCGGGAAAGCAGGUCCCUGGAGACCCUUGGAGAUGCCUUUCUGGAAACUGCAAGCAGCCAGCUGGCCCGGCCUGAGCCUCCCCCGAGGUGUGGACUCCUGCGUUGGAUGCGGGAUCGCUGGGUUUUCCAGCCAGGAAGGAACCCGCGUGGGACAGCCAGGUGCCACGCCCGGUAGCCAUAAGCCGAGACGGCCUAUAAACUGGGGGCCUGCGCUCUCCAUGUAUGCACGAGCCAGACGGACCGACGGACAAUCUUCCAAAGCCUCACCCGCUAGGCCUGCCAGACAGUUGUGCCACUUCGAGUCUCCAGCAAACCUCCGGCGGCGAUGGCCAGCCAGAUUAUCAGAGCCCUUUCAGAGAGCGCACAACAAAUGCGCCCGCCAUCGAAUGCAGCAUUUACCACCGCAGAUCCGCGCGCUGAUGGGCAGCCAGAUAGCCAUCCGCGGGGGGCACCGUGGAGAGCCCUGCGCCCAGCGCGCCUCCAGCCUGCGCUCAGGGGCCACCCGAGUGUGCGCUCUCUCCGGGGGAGAGACUGUAGCCGGGCAGCCUUUGGAAGGCCAGCGACGGAGUGGACGCUCAGCACACGGGGGAGACGUGGGUAUGCGUGUGCCAGGGUGUCAGACAUGUGUCCUGCAAGGAAGCGCACGUGUCCCAACCUUGGUGGCCCCGAGGAGCGCCUGGAGAUGGCCUUGGAAAGACGCGCGUGGCGACGGGCCUGGCACGCACGGGUGACUCAUGAAGCUGGGGUCUUUGGGCAAGCCAGCUCCUGUCUGGAAUUUGCAGCUUUUCCAUCCAUCCUUUCAGCAAACACUUAUGGAGCACCUACUGUAUGCCAUACUGACCCUGGGCCGCCCCCCCCCCCAAAAAAAAAUGAUUGUGCAAGCUUGCGUUGGCAUGCCUCAAUGCAUGUCACCCCUUCCGGGAUGCUUUGGAGGGGGGACACACACCAGAAAGGGGCGUGGCAGCCGCGAGGGAGCGUGGGGUGCGCGCUUGGUGCGUUUUGGGGGGGCUUGCAAGCUGCAGAGCAUGCGCAUCUGUGGGAGGUGAAUGCACGUGUCAGCGUGUGGCUGGGGUGUGCACCCGGGAAGAUGCGUCCUGAAAAAUGCCUCUUUCAGCCCAGGUGUGCCCAGGUGCACAGCAAGAGGGCGAGAGGACAGGCCUGACCGGGUGCUUGCGAGUGUAGACUCCUACAGGGACAGAGAGAGGCGUGCGCGGGGAUGGGGGUGAGGGGGGACAGUGGGAUGUGCCAUGUUGGUGGCAGAAACUGGCUACGGAGCGAAGAGGAGCGAGUCCAGGAGUUUGGGGACACUUAUGGACACUUAUGGAGCACCUACUGUAUACCAUACUGACCCAGGGGUCCUGGUCCCCACAGCCUCUCGGCUGUAAACCCUGAAGCUGGGGCAAGAGAGCCCCCGAGCCUGGCUGCCUGAGGUCCCUGCGCCGUGAGUGACACGCGCCGCCGACAAAGGCUGUAUUUUUCCAGCCCUGCGCCCCGCCCGUGCGCGCGCGAUGGUCCCCAUGGCGACGCAGAUAGCGCCUCAGCCAUUUUCCCUAUCUCCCCCGAGUCUAUUAUACGGCGGGAUUAGCUCAUCUCCAGGCAGGUCAAACCCAAAGUCACCCAACCUGCAGCGCCGACCCCGCCCCCCAGGGUCCCUCCCCCUUCUCGGGUCGCGUCUGCGCUUGGAGACCCCCGGGCCGCGGCCCAUGAGCGAGCGCACAGCGCCACCUGGCGUCCCCAGUGGACUCCGCGCGAGCCAUCUGCACCCGAAGGAGACCAGGGGGAGGGGGUCCCUUGGUCCAGAAGCAGGAACUUUUUGUUUUGGGCCCCUGGGUCAGUAUGGUAUACAGUAGGUGCUCCAUAAGUGCUUGUUGAAAGGUUGCAUGGAAAGACCAGAAAUUCUAGACAGGAACUGACCAGCUUCAUGGGUCACCAAAAACCCAUUUCUGAAAAGGCACCCAGUUGACUUUAGAAUAAAAGCCAAACUCCUUUGGAAACCUACAGAAGAACUUGGUGACAUCCCGGGUGGGUCCCCCAUUUCCUUCUUCCGUCUCUCAGGGACUGUGUGUGGCCUUCCUUCUGUUCAGAUUGGACCCAGGACCACUCCACCCCUGAGCCCCGUCCCCAGCCCCUUUUUCUAUUUUAUUUAGAGACAGGGUCUCGCUGAGUCGCUGAGGGCCUCGCGCUAAGUGGCUGAGGCUGGCCUCCAACUUUCGAUCCUCCUGCCUCAGCCUCCCCAGCCGCUGGGAGCUUUGGGAAUAAGGAGAUGGCCUCCAGAGGAGGCUCUGUGGGUGCCGCUGAUUCUCUUCUCCUUUCUUGAUUUGCAGGAAUCACUCAGCGAGGGCCACCCUCCCACAGAUCUGCUCCAACCCACAGCCCAGAAGGCCGUGGGGUUGAGGGUGACUGAGUCACCAAGGUCCCUCGAGCUGGGGUGGAGGGGAGUUGGAAACACUUCUUGCCUGGGUCUCUGGGAGCCUUGGCCUCCCUGAGGAGACCUGUGCUGCUGGGUGAGACUUCACUCAUAAUACAAGAUAAUUAGACCAGAGGUGUCAGGAGGCGGCGGUGAUUAAUGACAGGGCACGGGACUCAGACAGUGAGAGAUCUCAAGCCGGGGACACACGGCCUGCCCGUCUCUGCUCUGGAAGGCGCUCAGUGGGCACCAGGCCAAGCUUGGAAGAGGACCUUGGCCCAAAGCUCUGAGCCUUGGCUCCAGACUUCCUCAGAAAUGCUCAAAUUUCUUCUCAGAAGAAGAGCCGGGGGUCCAGGAGCCCACUUUCCCUGCCCACCCCCCAACAUACACACACACACACCCCUCCCAGUCAGACGGGCUGAGUCAAGCCACUUUCCCACCCUGAGCCUCAGCUUCUGCCCCCCUGCACACACCUCUCUCCAGGAUUGUUGUGGACGUCAUGUAUGAGCACGUGUUUUUCAAAAGACUUUCCAAAUUCGAGCUUUGCAAAUUGGCAGCCCAGAGUCUCAGGGGUGUGACCAGAGACUGAUCUUUGCCAGCGUUUUGAAGUGGGAGAUUUCCCAUAAAAAGAUUCAUGGCUGCCGGGCGUGGUGGUGCCUGCUUGCAAUCCCAGCAGCUCAGGAGGCUGAGGCGGGAGGAUCGCAAGGUGGAG
Messenger RNA from Marmota monax (woodchuck), 3339 nucleotides. RefSeq lists its product as uncharacterized. Bases 253 to 951 code for a protein of 232 amino acids. NCBI's taxonomy places the organism in Eukaryota, Metazoa, Chordata, Mammalia, Rodentia, Sciuridae. The transcript has 3 exons. The record is from RefSeq and is a predicted model, not a curated record.